Messenger RNA from Oryza sativa Japonica Group (Japanese rice), 824 nucleotides. The record is from RefSeq and is a predicted model, not a curated record. Lineage: Eukaryota; Viridiplantae; Streptophyta; Magnoliopsida; Poales; Poaceae.
AUUUCUUCGAAAAGGACUCGGACAUCCUAUUAAAGGAUCCAAUAUUCUGAUAAAACACUCACAAGCUACUGAGUGCAAAUCUUCAAUUGCAACUACUUUCUGCGAACUUCUGAUCGACCAUUGCAGAAUCCAACUAAUUGUUUCUUCAGACUUCUUCAGAGCAUUCUCCAGGACACUUCGAACGAAACAUGGCGAACGCGACGUCGGGUGUGGCGGUGAGCGAGGAGUGCAAGGCGAGGUUCCAGGAGCUGAGGGCGGGGCGGGCCCACAGGUUCGUGGUGUUCAAGAUCGACGACGCGAUGCGGCAGGUGGUGGUCGACAGGGUGGGCCCACGCGACGCCGGCUUCGACGAGCUCACCGCCAGCCUCCCCGCCGACGGCUGCCGCUACGCCGUGUACGACCACGACUUCACCGUCAGCGACGCCACGGCCACGGCGGCCGCCGGCGAGGGCGGCGAGGCGCCGCGCAGCAAGAUCUUCUUCGUGUCGUGGUCGCCGGCGGCGGCGGACGUGAGGAGCAAGAUGGUGUACGCGAGCUCCAACGAAGGGUUCAAGAAGGAGCUCGACGGCGUCCAGAUCGACCUGCAGGCCACCGACCCCAGCGAGCUCACCCUCGACGUGCUCAAGGACCACACCUCCUAAUUAAUCACGCCGUUAAUUACCUCGAUUUUCCAAGUAAUUACGUUGGCAUUGCAGCCCAUGUGUAUGUGUGGUUUGUACGGCUUGCUUGGUGUUUGGAUUGUGUACGUGUGUGGUUAAUUUACAUUACGCGAAUAAUAAAGAGACGAUUAAACCGGUGAUCGGUCGAUCGCGCUUGCACCUUAA